UUCAUAUUAAACAUUAGAACAACUCGUUCGGGCUCAUUUAUAGCUUGAUCGUAGGUGGAAUAUACCAAUGAUGAGGUUUUAUUAAUAAUACGAUCCAAGUUGUUACAUCGUUCAAUAUGUGUCUAUUGUAAGUGUUAAACUGGUGCCUUUUGCCAUAAGGAUGAUCUGAUCUUGACCAUCUAACAUCUGAAGAUUAAAGAAAACCAGUAAAAGUCCUCUCUGACAUCAUGGCCCAGCAGAGAGGAGUCAACAGUCUCCAGUUCAACCAGGACCAGAGUUGUUUCUGCUGUGCCAUGGAGACAGGUGUUCGCAUUUAUAAUGUGGAACCUCUAAUGGAAAAGGGGCAUUUAGACCAUGAGCAGGUGGGCAGCAUUGCCUUGUGUUCAAUGCUUCAUCGAUCAAACUUACUGGCAGUUGUGGGAGGCGGAAUCAAUCCUAAAUUCUCUGACAUCUCAGUAUUAAUAUGGGACGAUGCCCAGGAAGUGCGAGACCCCAAAGACAAACUUGUGCUUGAGUUCACAUUCACCAAACCAGUGCUGGCCGUGCGUAUGAGACAUGACAAAAUCAUCAUUGUGUUGAAAAAUAGGAUCUAUGUUUAUAGUUUCCCAGAAAAUCCUGUCAAGCUCUUUGAGUUUGACACUCGGGAUAACCCCAAAGGUUUGUGUGACCUUUGCCCUAGUUUGGAAAAGCAGUUGCUGGUUUUCCCUGGACAUAAAUGUGGCAGUCUACAGUUAGUGGAUCUUUCCAACACAAAACCUGGAACCUCUUCAGCUCCGUUCACCAUCAACGCCCAUCAGAGUGAGAUCGCCUGCCUGGCACUGAAUCAGCCUGGCAGUGUGGUGGCCUCCGCUUCUAGGAAGGGCACUCUGAUCCGUCUGUUUGACACUACGACUCGAGAUAAACUAGUGGAACUCCGGAGAGGAACUGACCCUGCAACACUCUACUGCAUUAAUUUCAGCCACGACUCAUCCUUCCUUUGUGCAUCAAGUGACAAGGGAACUGUGCACAUAUUUGCUCUAAAAGACACCAAACUGAACCGUCGCUCGGCCUUGGCACGUGUAGGAAAGGUUGGUCCCGUCAUCGGGCAGUACGUGGACAGUCAGUGGUCUCUGGCUAAUUUCACAGUGCCUGCCGAAUGUGCUUGUAUCUGUGCCUUUGGGAAAAACACUUCCAAAAAUGUCAACUCAGUCAUCGCCAUAUGUGUUGAUGGGACAUUCCACAAGUACGUCUUCACCCCUGAUGGAAACUGCAACCGUGAGGCUUUUGACGUGUAUCUGGACAUUUGUGACGAUGAUGAUUUCUAAAGCUGGAGAUCUUUGAUUGAUCGGUAGCUAAAUGUAAAAUAGUACUCAAUUUAAUUGACCUCUGCUUGUUCUUCUUGAGUUUAUGUUACUGGUUUGCAUAAUCAAAUGUACAUAAGCGGUCUGUGUGAAGUGAAAAAAUGUCUUAUAAAUCUUAUCAACAAUGUAGAAUUCCAAGGUCUGUGAUUAUGUCAUUGCCUUUAAAAAUGUAUGACUUUUGAACCUUUGAUUUUUCCAUCAUUCUUUGGACUGAUAAUGUGAUGUUUGUGUAGAAGGACAGAAUUUAAGGAAUUUAAUUUGUAAAGAUUGAUUGCAUCAAUACAAUCUUUUGAGGUAGAGCUCAUAGAGCUGGGUUUUGGCUUUGGGCUUUACUGUGUAUUUUUGGCGUUUAAUAUAACAAAUGGGUAAUAUACGUGUUUGUUAACGCUACAACCUUAAAUCUGUAGUGAUAUAAUUUCAAGAUUAUGAUUUAUUAUGAGCAAAUGUUACGAGUAAAAAAUACAGAUGAUUAGACCAUUUAGAAUGAGUUGGCUUAACACACAUUUGUUUAUGGUCAGAUUACAUGUUGUUUUACAUUAUUUGCAUUUAUUGAGAAACUGUCAGGACUAUGAAAAAUGGUUCCAUACACUGGAUAUAAUCCACACUAAAAAGUGUACAUUUUGAUAAAGCCUACUAGACAGGCAGACAGACAAACGUGACUAGACAAAAUAAAGA
Messenger RNA from Triplophysa rosa, 2015 nucleotides. It is a transcript of the gene wdr45, whose product is annotated as WD repeat domain 45. Gene Ontology annotation, cellular component: phagophore assembly site membrane; extrinsic component of membrane; cytosol. The transcript has 10 exons. The coding region runs from base 228 to 1304 and encodes 358 amino acids. Gene Ontology annotation, molecular function: phosphatidylinositol-3,5-bisphosphate binding; protein binding; phosphatidylinositol-3-phosphate binding. Gene Ontology annotation, biological process: nucleophagy; protein localization to phagophore assembly site; protein lipidation. NCBI's taxonomy places the organism in Eukaryota, Metazoa, Chordata, Actinopteri, Cypriniformes, Nemacheilidae. The record is from RefSeq and is a predicted model, not a curated record.